AUGGGCGCGCUGAAGAUCGUCGGCAUCGGCGGCAGCAUCGCGGCGGCGGUCGUCGCGGCGAGGUUCCACCGGGAACUGGGUGACGUGUACCGUGCGGAGACAGAGACGUACAAACUCGAGUCCGCGGUGCGAGAGGAGACGGCGCGGAUCACCGAGGUCACCGCGGAGCUCGGCGUGCGGGAAAAGGAGAUCGACGCGCUCCUGCGGGAGGUCGAGUCGAACCAAACUGCCGCCAGCACUGCAGCGUCCGCACUGGAGGAGGCGCACAAGCGCGUGGCGCAGAUGCAGCGGGAGAUCGCGGAGGCCGAGAAGCGCGUGCAGGACGCGGAGGCCAAGCUCGUGGACGCCAGCCAGCAGCGCAAGCUCCUCGCUGCGGCCCGGGACCGUUUCAGCCGCAGCGUCGCGGAGAACAACGAGCGCCUCGGGGCGGUGCGGGCGCGCGCGCAGGAGGCGCGGGCGCGGAUGAACCCGUUCUCGAGCUCCUUCAUGAAGGAUCUGGUCAAAUAG
Messenger RNA from Pedinophyceae sp. YPF-701, 507 nucleotides. The record is from the annotation of a GenBank genome assembly. NCBI's taxonomy places the organism in Eukaryota, Viridiplantae, Chlorophyta, Pedinophyceae.